Molecule: messenger RNA, 852 nt
Organism: Manihot esculenta (cassava)
Lineage: Eukaryota; Viridiplantae; Streptophyta; Magnoliopsida; Malpighiales; Euphorbiaceae
Product: BTB/POZ domain-containing protein At5g41330-like
Exons: 2
Coding region: 1-852 (283 amino acids)
Biological process (GO): protein homooligomerization
Source: RefSeq, a predicted model, not a curated record
AUGGCAAUUGAAAGUUGCUUACUUAAUUGGGGAAUUAAGAGAGUAUUUACAAUAACUGUAGAUAAUGCUAGCUCAAAUGAUGUUGCAAUUUUCUAUUUGAAAAAGAAAAUCAAUGGUUGGGGGUUUAGCAUUUUAAAUUGUAAAUAUCUUCAUAUGAGAUGCAUUGCCCACAUAAUUAAUUUAGUUGUUGUUGAUAAAAUGAAGGAUAAUCUUGCUCCAAUUAAAAAUGUUAGAGAUAUAGUUAGAUAUAUUAGGCAAUCUCCUGCAAGGUUGCAAAAGUUUAAGGCAUAUUGUGAGAUGGAAGUGAUUCAAAAUAUUAUCACCAUUGAUGUUGGUGGUCAACUCUUUCAGACCACAAAACAAACCUUAGCUCUUGCGGGACCCAAAUCGCUCUUCUCCAAAUUUUCGCAGUCAACUCACGUGAGUCUUGGUCCUCUGUUCAUCGACAGAGAUCCGGAGUUGUUCUCUAUCCUUCUCUCUCUCUUGAGAGCUAGGAAUCUUCCUCCAAAGGCUAAAGCUUUUGAUCUUGGAGAUUUGAUCGUAGAGUCCAAAUUUUAUAAUGUCGAGCCUCUUUUAGUUAACUCUCUAUCCAAUCCUUUUUCGUUUGAUGCUUUCAACCUCGAGAGGUCGUUAACUUUGCCCCUCAACGGCCGUGACUUCCCUUCUUCCAUGGCCACGACGUCGUUUGGGACCCUGCACAUAGCUCAUGGCAGCAAAAUAACUUCUUUCGAUUGGGCUUUGCAAAGGAAGUCGACCAUCCUUACCCAGUUCACGGCGAUCGAUUCUCUCCUGGCGAUUUCGCCAACUCUUGUAGCCGCGGGAGUCACCGAUUUCUCAGGGAUGCAAAUUUAG